GACGUAUUUCCGGGGUGGUGGUGGUGGGGUGUAAAAUGGCGGCGCCCAUGGAGGUGGCAGUGUGUACGGAUUCGACGGCACAACUCUGGACCUGCGUAGUGUGGGAACUGCAUUCGGGCGCUAACUUGCUCACCUACCGCGGGGGCCAGGCUGGGCCCCGCGGCCUGGCGCUGCUGAAUGGCGAGUACCUGCUGGCGGCGCAGCUGGGCAAGAACUACAUCAGUGUCUGGGAGCUGCAGCGGAAGGACCAGCUCCAGCAAAAGAUCAUGUGCCCUGGGCCUGUCACCUGUGUCACGACGGCACCCAACGGCCUCUACGUGCUGGCGGGAAUCGCGGAAAACAUAUACCUGUGGGAGGUCUGCACUGGGAACCUCCUGGUCAUCCUGAGCCGCCACUACCAGGAUGUCUCCUGCCUCAAGUUCACGGGCGACAGCAGCCACUUCAUCUCAGGGAGCAAGGACUGCCUGGUGCUGGCCUGGAGCCUCUGCAGUGUGCUGCAGGUGGACCCCUCCAGGAUCCCGGCCCCCCGGCAUGUGUGGUCCCACCACACGCUCCCUGUCACUGACGUGCACUGUGGCUUCGGGGGUCCUCUGGCCCGGGUGGCCACGUCCUCACUGGACCAGACAGUGAAGCUGUGGGAGAUCUCCUCGGGCGAGCUGCUGCUGUCCGUCCUGUUUGACGUGGCUGUCAUGGCUGUGACCAUGGACCUGGCCGAACACCACAUGUUCUGUGGGGGCAGCGACGGCUCCAUCUUCCAGGUCAACCUCUGUGCCCGGCCUGCGCAGAGGGAGCAGAGCUUCCAGCCCGAGCAGGAGCCCGGCAAGGUCUUCAGAGGCCACAGGAACCAGGUGACCUGCCUGUCGGUGUCCACGGACGGCAGCGUGCUGCUGUCCGGCUCCCACGACGAGACCGUGCGCCUGUGGGACGUGCAGAGCAAGCAGUGCGUCCGGACGGUCACCCUCAAAGGCCCCGUGACGAACGCAGCCAUCGUGCUGGCGCCAGUCAGCAUGCUGAGCUCCGACGCCAGGCCCAGCCUGCCGCUGCCCCGCUUCAACAAGCACCUGUUGGGGGCCGAGCACGGGGACGAGCCCCGCCGCGGGGGCCUCACGCUGCGCCUGGGCCUCCACCAGCAGGGCUCAGAGCCCAGCUACCUGGGGCGGCUGGAGCAGAUGCAGGCCGUGAUGUGCAGCACCCUCGAGAAGGGUGGCCAGGACCAGCUGCGGGUGCGCGUGAGCGAGCUGGAGGACGAGGUGCGCAACCUGCGCAAGAUCAACCGAGACCUCUUCGACUUCUCCACGCACAUAAUCACCAGGCCGGGGAAGUGAGGCUCGGCCCCGCCCCCGGGUCACGGCCUCCCCAGGGCGGAGUCUGGUCUGGAGCAGGCCUGAGCGAGCCUGCGAGCCUCUCCAGCUGGUGGGCUGCAGGACUUCCCAGGUUUGCCAGUUAGGUUUGCCAGUUUUGUGUUUGUAGACUACGGCUUAUGUCUGGGCUGUUGUGGCCCAGUGGUGUGUGUUCAUCUGUCCACUCGGUGCUCUUCUGUUUUUUAACAAAAGAUGAUCUGGAAAGGCUGCCUCAUUCCUGCAGGUUCGGGGGGACCCCAUCCAAAGUCACCCCACAGGGCAGGUGCUGAGCGUGUGGCCUGGGGCCCUGGGACCCGCACUGGAGGGAGGAGGGACAGCGGGUGUCCUGAGGCACUGUCUGAGGGUCCUGGCCCGGUGCAGGCAGCGAGGGGGCUGGCAGUGGUGAGGGGGAUGCUGUCAGAUCUGGGGACACCGGGGAGUCAGCCGUGGGGGCCCUGACCCUCCUGCGGGAGCCAGGCCACUGUGCACCUGAGUGCCCAGGUCCCCGCACUGAUCUCCGGGGAAGUGUGGGGUCACCCAGAGGGCACCGGGGGCAGGAGUGACAGCCAAGGCCCUGUCCUCUCCCAGAGGGUCCCGCCCAACCUGGACGCUGGGGUGUCCCCCAGGCCAAGUCCCUGUGAGGGGUGGACGUACCCUCCAGCCGCCUGGCCUGGGCGCACCUCUUGGCAUCAGAGGCCUAAGGGAGACUGGGUCCCCACUGUCCUGGGGACGCCGCCAGCCAGAACUGGACUGCAGGCCAGACACCCUCAGAACCUUCCGGAACACCUCCUUGGCUGCCAGCCCGGGUUAAUGGCCCGGGAGCGCCGAGUGACUUAGUGGUGCUGUCAUCCGUGCGGCGGGAGCAGAGCCAGCGCUGAGUUCAUACUUUCGGGCAGUGGCGCUUCCAUCUCGGCCUGUCCCCUCUCUGGGCUGUGUGCACCCCGCGGCCCCCACGGCCCCCGAGCCUGGCGCAGAGUGAGGGUCCUGGUGGGGUUCUCGUCGAGCCCCUGGUACAUGAGUGCCCAAGGUGGAGGCCUCAGGUGUCUCCCAAAGCACUGCCUCAGUUUCCCUGCCUGUGGGGUGAGCUCAGUUCCCAUCCCAAAGCUGCAGAAAACAGGUGUCAGGCGGGGUCCCUCAGCUCCCCCAGGCACUGGCCCGGAGCCUGCGGGUUCUUUGGGAGGGAGGCAGCAGCAACCCCCCAGGGCCCAGGUCCCUCCCUGCCCCUCAGGGGCUCCCACAACCAGAGGCACCAGCCAGCAGUCAGGCUGAAGUCCCUCUCCGCACGUCCUGUCCUACUCCUGCCCUGGUGGCAGCAGGCAGCCAGCCAGCCCAGGAGGACACCAGACAGCAGGAGCACGCGGGGACAUGGGCAUCGGCAUGCAGACAGCUCCACCGGACCACGCUGCCCGCCGCGGUCACAGCUCGGAGAGGCCGGGAGAGGAGGGCUCCGAGCAGCGGGAGGCUGGCUGAGCCCCUCAUCCGCAGCCAGGCUGGGGCAGGGCUCCGGGACUCAGGGUCCUUAGAACGGCAGGGGUGGCCCUUGGCCUGCAGGGGAUUUGGGGGUUUGUCCAGGUCCUUGGCCACACCCUCUCCCCGCCUCAGCCUCCAUCCUGGUCUUCAUGAGACCAGGACCCUCCUUGCCCAGAGCAAUGAGAAAUGACAGCUGUUCAAAGCUGGGCUGAGGCCAGGGCUGGUCCUAUGAACUACAUAGGAAGAUCCUGUCUCAGAAAGGAAAAAGAAAUGACCGUUUCUGGAUUUACCCUACCUCGUAGUUAUAGGAUGAAAACCAAGGGACAGUGAGUUUGUCUCUGAGCCCCUGGCAAGGCUGACAACGUCCAGGACGGCCAGUAUCCCCAGGACACCAGUCCUUAUGGCUGUCAUCUAAAAAGUGGAAAAUUACAAGUGCUGCCAAGGAUGUGGAGAGAUCAGAAUCCUCAGAUACUGCUGAGGGAACUUGAAGUGGGGUCACCAGUGCAGAAAAGGCUCCUGUGGCUCCCCAAACUGAACACAGCUGGACCUGGGGGCUCAUACCUGUCAUCCCAGUGCACUGGGAGGCUGAGGCAGGAAGAUUGCAAUUUGGGUACUGCCUGGGCAACUUGGCCAUUUAGCAAGAACCUGUCUCAAAAAAUGUAAUUUUUUUAAAAAAAGUCUGGGUCCUGGUUUUGGUUAAACCUGAGCACCACAAAUAAAGGCAAAGUCUGUUC
Molecule: messenger RNA, 3544 nt
Organism: Chinchilla lanigera (long-tailed chinchilla)
Lineage: Eukaryota; Metazoa; Chordata; Mammalia; Rodentia; Chinchillidae
Gene: Wdr18
Product: WD repeat domain 18
Exons: 10
Coding region: 36-1325 (429 amino acids)
Biological process (GO): rRNA processing; DNA-templated DNA replication
Cellular component (GO): nuclear pre-replicative complex
Molecular function (GO): protein binding
Source: RefSeq, a predicted model, not a curated record